AUGUCUGCAAUCGGCCUCGACUUCACCAAGAACCUCUCCUACUUCACCAUCCCCGCCGUCUUCAUCGCAACCUGCCUCGGCCCUCACACCUUGGCCGUCGCCUGCUCCGGCAAGACGUACGACAACGCAAACCCGCGAGCGUUGCGCGACGCCGUCUGCAAGAAUGAAGCCAUCGACAAGCCCCGCCAGCAGAUGAUCCUCCGCGCAAAGGGCGCCUCCGAGAACGGUUUCGAAUCCCUGGGCCUCUUCGCGGGCGGUGUCAUCGCCGCCAACCAGGCCGGGCUUCACCCGUGCGUCCUCAACACCCUGAGCAUCGGCUAUCUCGCCGCCCGGCUCGCCUAUGUGUUUUGCUACGUCAAGCUCGGCGCGAACAGGAAGCUGGCUGGGCUGCGCAGCCUGGCGUGGAUGGUCAGCGUGACGCUGUGCCUGACCAUGUGGGUGAAGGCUGGGAUCAAGGCGAUGCAGUGA
This is a messenger RNA of Metarhizium robertsii ARSEF 23, 468 nucleotides long. Its product is annotated as Membrane associated eicosanoid/glutathione metabolism-like domain protein. Gene Ontology annotation, cellular component: membrane. The transcript has 3 exons. Lineage: Eukaryota; Fungi; Ascomycota; Sordariomycetes; Hypocreales; Clavicipitaceae. The record is from RefSeq and is a predicted model, not a curated record. The coding region runs from base 1 to 468 and encodes 155 amino acids.